Molecule: messenger RNA, 2485 nt
Organism: Cucumis sativus (cucumber)
Lineage: Eukaryota; Viridiplantae; Streptophyta; Magnoliopsida; Cucurbitales; Cucurbitaceae
Product: cytokinin dehydrogenase 5
Exons: 5
Coding region: 346-1983 (545 amino acids)
Biological process (GO): cytokinin metabolic process
Molecular function (GO): FAD binding; cytokinin dehydrogenase activity
Source: RefSeq, a predicted model, not a curated record
AAAAGUGUUUUUUCUUAAAGGAAAAACAAAAAUUAAAGUUGAUCUUUUUAUGUUAGUUUUCCCUUCUCCAAGAAAAUAAAAACUACAUAAAAAGCAUAAAAGAAAAAAAAGGAAAGCAGAAUCUGUUUAAAGUGCAUGUUUUUGCGUACAAAAAAUCUCAAGAGCUCCAAUAUAUAUAUAUAUAAUACUUAGUCUUACGUUACCCUUCAAAGAACACACACACACACUCCCAUAUCUCUGCUAUUUUUCAACAUUUCGUUUUUGUUUUUGUUUUUAAUUCUCGUCUCUGUUCCCUUCCCAUACAACACCGCCACCACCGUAAAAUUUUUCAUUUAUAAUUCAACAAUGAUCACCACUAAGCUUCUCUUGGCCUUUUCCAUCUGCCGUUUGAUAGCCACCGUCGGACUCAACAUGGGUCCCGCGACAGAGCUUCCCCGUCUUGGUAUCGACGGCCUUCUCACUGUCGACCCUUUGGAUAUCGAAACUGCUUCUAUUGAUUUUGGUCUUAUGACCCGAGACCCGCCUCUAGCCGUUUUGCACCCUGCCUCUGCCGAUGACGUAGCUAAAUUGAUCCGGACGGUGGCGAAUGCGGCGGAGGAGGAGAAUGGUGGGUUUACGGUGUCGGCGAGAGGGCAUGGGCAUUCGAUAAACGGGCAGGCGCAGACGGGGAAUGGGGUGGUGAUUGAAAUGAGUGGCGGCGGAAGACAGCACCGGCGCGUCGGCGGGAGAGGUGCUUCGCCGCCGCUACCGGUAGUGUCGGAGAAAGGGAGAUUUGUUGAUGUGUGGGGCGGAGAGCUGUGGAUUGAUGUACUGAAAUGGACUUUGGAAUAUGGAUUGGCGCCGAGAUCGUGGACGGAUUAUUUGUAUUUGUCAGUCGGCGGGACGCUGUCGAACGGCGGAAUCAGCGGCCAAGCUUUUAACCACGGCCCUCAGAUUAGCAAUGUCCAUGAACUUGACGUCGUCACAGGUAAUGGAGAGAUAGUGAAAUGUUCAAAUGAAGAAAACGCAGAUUUAUUCCACGGAGUUCUUGGUGGGUUAGGACAAUUUGGAAUCAUCACACGAGCAAGAAUUGUUCUCGAACCAGCCCCUCAAAGGGUUAGAUGGAUUAGAGUACUGUACUCAAAUUUCGAAGCAUUUACAAAGGAUCAAGAAUGGCUAAUCUCACUGCAUUCGAAAACAAACAGCAAUGAAAAAUUCGAUUACGUGGAAGGAUUUGUGAUCGUUGAUGAAGGUUUAAUCAACAACUGGAGAUCUUCCUUUUUCUCACCAGCUAAUCCGGUCAAAAUUUCUUCCUUUAAUAAAAACAAAUCUCAUGGAGCUGUUUUAUACUGCUUGGAGAUCACCAAAAACUACCAUGAAUCCUCGUCUCACACUCUUGAUCAGGAAGUGGAGGCGUUGAUGAAGGAAUUGAAUUACAUACCCGAGUCGGUUUUCACAACGGACCUAGGUUACGUGGACUUUCUGGACCGGGUUCACAAGGCCGAGUUAAAGCUCCGGUCCAAGGGGUUAUGGGAUGUCCCACAUCCAUGGCUAAACCUCUUCGUCCCAAAGUCGAGAAUCGCCGAUUUUGACCGAGGAGUUUUCAAGGGCAUUUUGGGAAAUAAUACCAGUGGCCCCAUCCUCAUCUACCCUAUGAACAAACACAAAUGGGACCCGAGGACCUCCGCCGUGACUCCGGAGGAUGAUGUGUUCUACCUAGUGGCAUUGCUACGGUCGGCAUUGGACAAUGGGGAGCCAACGCAGUCAUUGGAGUAUCUGAGCCAUCAGAAUCAUCAGAUCUUGGAAUUCUGUUAUGAAAAUGGGAUUGAAGUGAAACAGUACCUGCCUCAUUAUACAAAGGAGGAAGAAUGGGCAGACCAUUUUGGGGAUAAGUGGCCGGAGUUUCAAGCGAGGAAGCUGAAGUUUGAUCCCCACCAUAUUCUAGCCACUGGACAGAGGAUAUUCCCAGCCUUCAAGCCGGUAAACAUGGCGGUAUCCCGCUGAUUGACGACACCUGAGUGAUAUAAGAGAAAGCAACAAAAAUGGCAGCAGUAUGCACAUAUACUGUAAUGAAUUAGGAAAGGAAUAUUUUGUUGUAUAUAAUGAAGUAGAAAAGAGCAGAGAAUCAACAUGUUCUUGAAAAGAGGGCUCUUUUUUUUUCUUUUUCUUUUACAGUGCAACACAGCUCAGAAUUGUUUUGCCGAGGACCAGAAAAGGACGGUGGAUUUCCAGCAACAUUGAGAUGGGGUCCUCCAUGAUCAAAUGAUUCAAAAUGCUGCACAAAUAAUGUACCAGCUGAAGCUGAUUUUCGACCGUCCAAUUGCUUUGCCUCUGGCUUUUGAUCAUCAUCCGUUUGAUGAUGGGUUCAGUUCUAACUUCUAAGUCUACCUUUCAUAAUCUACAAAAUUUCACUGUUUUAUCCCUUUAUUACAUUUUUAUUGAUGCAAGUUAAAAAGUAACGCAUUCCCUCACCUGCUUAUGUAAUAAACAAGCCUCUUGUUUCAAA